Molecule: messenger RNA, 2859 nt
Organism: Aspergillus welwitschiae
Lineage: Eukaryota; Fungi; Ascomycota; Eurotiomycetes; Eurotiales; Aspergillaceae
Exons: 3
Coding region: 1-2859 (952 amino acids)
Source: RefSeq, a predicted model, not a curated record
AUGGGAACCCGGGGCCUCGUUUAUAUCCGCUGCCGUGGAAGAUACUUCGUCUAUUACAACCAAUUUGACAGCUACCCUGAGGGAUUGGGCGACGCCAUCGUGAAUGAGAUACCUGAAGAUCCUGAAAAAUAUCAAGAAUGGCUCCGAUUCAUGCGAACAGCCUAUGCUCGACUUGUUGAGCAGUUCGAGACACAAGUUCUCCCAGUUAAGGUUCAAAGCACCCGAGAGGAAUACUCGAGCGUGGCUCUGAAAGAGCGGUACGAACACAGCUUCUGGGCCGUCGAUGACCGACUAGAACUGCCCCCGCUACAGACAGUGGUCCCGGAGCUGAUGAAUGCGUGGAAUAUCGAAUGGGCCUACACCCUCGAUCUAGACCGGGAGGUAUUGUCGGUUGACAACUCUCUUCAUCUAUACCUAGCCAGACUUCCCCAUUCAGGGGACUGGAUCAGGUAUCUUGGAGUAGAUAGCCGACGCCGUCGGGCAGCUGGUCGGUGCACCCCCGAAGGGGUAGUCGCCAAUAUUUGCUGGAAGCCGGAGGUGAACAAUGCCUCCAGAGAUAGGUAUGGCCACUUGGACAUCCAGGUCGCUCCGCUGGGAACAUUCUACGACCAGGAAGACAUCACGGAUGCACGCGAGUCAUUACUGGCUGCCACUUUCACGCGCAUGCACAAUAGGUAUCGACCUGUCCUGGAUGCCUAUCUUCCGGAGUGGGAUCCCAGUUGUUUUUCAUUCAGAGAGAUAGCUUUUGCCAUACUGUCCAUCGCUGCUGGUGAAAUGACUCUCGAGUGCGCUCAGAGCUUGGACCAGAACCGUAAGGCAGAAGGCUAUUACCUGGCUCGGCACGAUGUCUCCCCUGAAUUGACUGCGCCCUGUUAUCUGCCGACUGUUCUUCCACAGUUCCUGCACGAGUGUCACCUCCCGGGCGUUCAGUCUGGCUCAGCACCCGGAGGCAAGUUAUACUGGCUCAGAAAUGUCCUUGUAUACUUGGCUACUAGACUGGAUAUGGUCGAGGUCGAAGAGGCCUCCAUUACCGAAGUUGUGGAAGCUGGUCUCAAGCAGGGACUAAAGAACUUCCAUGCCAUGGUAUUCUCAAUCCUAGACGUGGUGCUGCUUCGUGUUCACGUGGGCCCAGAUGGAACCGCACAUAUUAGCAGGUCUCCUCUUACGACGCUUAUAUAUUUUGAUGAUCAUAACUCAAAGUUUGCAAAUGGUCCUCGGACAAGGGUGUCGCCUCACAGUCCUGAACAGGGAGAUACGCGCGCAUCGGAGGAGCCUUCGAAUGGUUCCAGGGAUGUGGAAGUUGCCAGCCCAUGCUAUUCAGAAAACCCUACGCGAGAAUACAUUGCUAGCCCUACCCACGGAGAUGUCCCUGGUACAGAGGAUGUGGCCGCCUCUCUUUGGGAAUCCCGAUCUUCGAGUUCUGAUCAUAUGGAGCCACUUCUGCCUGUUCAUGAAGCCCCUAGUACUGAGGAUGGCCAUGGCUUCAGCCCUGCCCAUUCGCCGGUCGCCACUGACGGGAUCGAAGCUGCUGCUAGUUCUGAGCUACAAGAGGGGUCUCAGCUUGAAUACCCAGCCAGCGGCUCAGAAUAUUCGAAAAACAUAGUAUACGAAGCCGAAUACGAGGAGUCUGUUGAUGAUGGUUCACGGCAGAAGAUGCGAGCGGAUGCUUUUCUGGCAGUUUUACGUUUCUUUGAUUCAGCUACCUAUCAAUAUCUGAAGUAUGCAAAUUCGCGCGUGUUCCCCAACGAGAUACUUGGAGCCAUUAUGAAGUUCUCCGAUACACAGACCUGUCGCGCGCUUGGCGAAGUGUCAUCUUACUGCCGAAGACUCGGCAACCGUGAGUUUCGCUUGAACGAUGACUAUGCUGUUGUGGGUUUCGACAUUGCCGAAAACAGCUUUAUCUUGGAAGACCUGCACUCAGGAAAGAAGAGCAAUUCUCAGAUGAGGCAAUUCAAUGAAGAGUCGUGGUUUCCUAUCACCCUCAAAGAUGAUGAGGUAAAGUUGAAUCCUGUGAUCGGAGUUGCAGAUGCCGCUAGACAAAGCAUACUGGAUUCUGUGUGCCUUGUAUUCUCGGAGGUAGUUCAGAGGCGUCCUCCUUAUGAAAAGCAGAUAGACAUGCCUGAACAAAUGUAUUACGAUUAUUUCGGCGGCAGUCGAGUCCAAAAGCCCGAGUUUCUAUUUGACCUGGAAGAAUACAUGUAUGUCGGGUCAGUCGAAGAUGGCUGGGGCAGGUAUAUCGCGAGAAGGUACCAGCUCAGCAGUGGGUUGGAUCAUCCGGACCAUUUGAUCGUUCAUAUUCGCGGCCCGACAUUUCGUUGUCUUCUACCCCCUAGGUGCCGUGAGCUUAUCGUGGACUUCACUUAUUGCAAUGGGUUGUAUUGCUUUUUGCGCCAUGUGCGUGACGAAAGUCCCGAGGAAUGGGACCUGACAGAGAAACAUGCUCUGCGCCAGCUUCAACAACGAGAGAACUCGGAGAAUUUGACUUUUACUGUCAGUGCCAGAGGACGACCUGUUGUUGUGGCCUUCUCUACGAGGACCAGGCUAUUUUAUUAUGUCUACCGACAUGAAGAAGCCCCAGCCCUUGGAGCCGAUGCUAGUUCGUUUUCUCAUGAUAUCGCUGCACGAUGCACGGAUCCAGAUCCCCGUCGACGUCUUGUUCCACUUCUUCCCGGAGGCAAAACCAUCGACCUAAAGAAUAAAGAUGAUAGAGACGAGUUCGAGAGCUGGAUCACGAUCUUCUGCGGUAAUACAGGCAAGUCGACUGAGUGGGAUCCUUUCACAGAACAGCAAGGACCGCUUAUUCCCAACAAAAACGUGCCCAGAAGUCCUGUACAUGACACUGACGAGCCGUUCCUGUAA